Molecule: messenger RNA, 4270 nt
Organism: Cyprinus carpio (common carp)
Lineage: Eukaryota; Metazoa; Chordata; Actinopteri; Cypriniformes; Cyprinidae
Product: activating signal cointegrator 1 complex subunit 3-like
Exons: 15
Coding region: 1159-1971 (270 amino acids)
Molecular function (GO): nucleic acid binding; ATP binding
Source: RefSeq, a predicted model, not a curated record
AACGCUGAAGGUGAAUAGAAAUGAGAUAUACAGCUCUCUGUUUGCAGCGCGUCAGUCUGAAUACUGCUGCCUUGCUGUUUUUCGCAUAUGUCUCUAUAUCGGAUAUUGUAGUCCACUAACUACAGUUGAACCGUUGAAAGCGGGCGCGUAGUAAUCUUAUAAAACUACAUUUCCCAUAAUGUACUUCACCAUAAUCUUCCCACAUGUACGCCGGUUGACGCGGUUCUGACAGGUCCAGCUGAGACGGCUUUACCUCACUCUCUUCACCGCUGUAAACUUUUACUUGUUAGUGGUGUUGGGCACAGACGGCCUUCAGUGCGGCUGACCAUGUCUCCUCCUCGGCUCACUGGAGCCCUGCGCUCCUUUCAGCAAACAGGAUGAUUUAACACAAGACAUUUAUGAUCUGAAGACCAAACGCUUGAAACAACAGGAAAUAUUUGGCCGAGACGGUCUGACAUGGCAGAAGAUAGUUCAGUACUUCACCCAACAUCUGGAGAAGAAAGAUCAGCCAGCAGCCACUCUUGAGUUGAAGAAUAUCCUCCAAGCAGCCAAACAAAUUGUUGGUAUGGAUUAUGGGCAGGACACCAUUGAAAGUGCCAGAGUCUUAUUGUUUAAAACAUUCCACAACAAAGACCAGAUUGGUCAAGAGGAAACCAGGGCCAUAAAACAGAUGUUUGAACCCUUUCCGGCCUCUGCAGCCGAGUUGUCUUGUGCAGCUGUGGAUUGAUUAGUGGCCCAGAUUGGAGGAUCUCAGGUGGAUGCUUUCAUCCAUAAACAGAGUUCUCUCAAGACGGUGAACUGUAGUUCUAUCUUUGGACAGAACAUUGCUUUCUCAUUUGACACAUAUGUGCUAGAUGCUCAGGAUACUCUGCCCUGGUCAGAGGGGACUGAUAUGGAGCAGGUCAUGGACUUUCAAAGCUACCUUAAUAAUCAUGUUGGUGAGCGGAGGGAUGGGGGUGACAGAGAUGAUGCUUACUCAGCGGAUGAACUGGAGCGGAGAAACCCAGACAGCUCCAUCCUGACACAAGAGGUGGAGAAAUACCUGAACAAGGGGAAUAUGGUGUCGUCCAGUGCCGAAGAGCUCUCCACCUCUCUUUUUGAGAUGCUUGCUUCCACAAAGAGUGAUGACGAACUACAAAACGAGGAAAGAUUAAAGGGAUGAGAGAUGAAUCCACCGAGCCCACAUACGGCUGCCAGGUGACCAUCCAGUCCGAACAGGAGAAGCAGAUGAUGAAGAUUUACAGAAAAGAGGAGAAGAAGGAGAGGAAACGUGAGAAACGAGGAGAUACCUGUGAAAACAAGUUUCAUUUUGACCCCAAGGAGAUGAGAUCGCAGAGACAGGAUACGUCAUCAGCACGUUCACGCACGCUGUGCAGACACAGCGAGAAUGACAGACAAACGACCACAACCCGAUCUUCCUUCCUGAUGCUGCUGCCCGAGGGGAUCAGAAGAGAGAAUAAUAAGAUGUAUGAGGAGGUUGAGAUCCCCCACAAUGAACCCAUGCCCACUGGCUUUAAGGAGAAACCUGUGUACAUCUUGGAGCUGGACGAGAUUGGCCAGUUGGUGUUCAAGGGCAUUAAGAGGUUGAACGCAAUUCAGUCUAUAGUGUUUGAGACGGCUUACAAUACUAAUGAAAACCUGCUCAUCCACGCACCCAACGGUGUCGGAAAAACCAGCAUCACCAUGCUCACCAUCCUGCACGAGAUCCGCCAACACCUGCAGCCUGGGGGAGUCAUCUGCAAGGAUCAGUUUAAGAUUUUAUACGUGGCUCCGAUGAAGGCCCUGGCUGCUGAGAUGACUAAUUACUUAAGUAAGCGAUUGGUGCCUCUGGGCAUCGCUGUCAAGGAGCUGACUGGAGACAUGCAGCUGACCAAAGGAGAAAUCCUUCACACUCAGAAGUUGGUGACGACUCCAGAGAAGUGGGUUGUGGUGACCAGGAAGAGUGUUGGGGAUGUGUCUCAGAUCGUCUGACUGCUCAACCUGGAUGAAGUUCAUCUUCUUCAUGAGGACAGAGGGCCUGUUCUCGACAGCCUGGUGGCCUGAACAUUGCAUCAGGUGGAGUCGACCCAGAGCAUGAUUCGCAUACUUGGUCUCUCAGCAAUCCUGCCAAAUGACUUGGAUGUGGCGUCUUUCCUGCAUGUGAACCCUUUCAUUGGAUUGUUCUACUUUGAUGGUCGCUUUCGUCCUAUUCCACUUGGCCAGAGCUUUGUUGGCAUAAAGACUACAAAUAAGGUCCAGCAGCUACAUGACAUGGAGGAGGUUUGUUAUGAGAAAGUCCUGAAGCAGAUCAGAGCGGGUCACCGGAGACAUCAGAGCCAGCGGUAGAUUCCAGAAGAUCUGGCCGAAGAGAGGCUGCUCUCAGCGGGUUUAUGAGCGAUGAACAUCCGCUGAUGUCCUGGAGCUCACAUCUCCAAAAACAUCAAAGUGAUGGUGUUUGUACAUGUCCGCACCUCCAUGAGUCUGAUCGAGAUGGCCAAGAACCGAGGAGAGCUGUCCUUCUUUCAGGUCGACCAGAGUCUGGACUACGGCCAGUGUGAGAAACAGCUGCUUCCUACAUAUUCCUUCGAACUCCUUUGCCUGGAAACCCCUGACAGAAGACAGCCCCACAAAAGACAAGAAGAUGAACUGGACUGAGGAUUUUCUCCUGGAAUUCCAGCAGGAGGGAAGGCCUUUGGAGCGAUAUGUGGAGGAGUUUCUGAGCGUGUUACAUCUGGUGAGUUGGAGCGAUUCCAUGAUUAAUGGAUGCUUCCGGAUGGGACUAAAAGAUGAUAAUUUGCUUAGAUUCUUGACGAUCCUGACGAUUGCCUCAGACCCGUAGCGGAUUUUAUAAAUUAGGUACUAGAGAUAAAUGGUUCCAAGUUCCUUGCAGAUGUGGAGGAUCCUCAUACUCCUCCCAUCCGGAAGCAUGUGGAUGCUCCAGCUCACCACAAGCCAGCUCUCUCCAUAUACUGCUCCAAUGAGCCCGCUCCCUCCUUUCCUCCCGCACUUCCCCGAGUCCUCCAAAGCUCCGCCCUAAUCCUCAGCCCAGGAUCGUCGGCCUCUGUUGACGCAAGCCCGCUGGCCACUGGCCUCUCAGUGCUUUUGGGCAUGGCACUACCUCCCGAGUUCUCAGCCCCAUCCUCUCUCCAGAGUCCACUCCAGAAAGCUCUCCUGAGUCUCCUUCGUCUCCACUGGUCCCAUCCAGCUCUCCAUCGUCUCCUAAGUCUACUUUGCUUCCGCUGGUCCCGUCCAGCCCUCCUUCAUCUCCUGAGCCCCCCGUGUUAGUGAACUCCGCUCCUCCAGAGCGCCCUCUACAGCCGGCUCCUCAAAAGCUCCCUCCAGAACGCCCUCCAGUGCCCGCUCCUCCAGAAUGCCCUCCAGUGCCCGCUCCUCCAGAGCACCCUCCAGUGUCCGCUCCUCCAAAGCACCCUCCAUUGUCCGCUCCCUGUAAGCGCCCUCCAGAGCUGGCUCCUCAAAAGCGCCUUCCAAAGCACCCUUCAGUGCCCGCUCCUCCAGAGCGCCCUCCAGAGCCUGCUCCUCGAAAGCAUCCUCCAGAGCGCCAUGGCAACUCAAACUCUUUUCUCCUGUGUCCUCGAGCUUCCACUGUCUACUCCUGUGAACUCGAGCUUCCACCUGUGUCCAUUUAUUAUCUUAUCAAUCCAUCGUUUGGUUCAGUAUAAAUAGCCCUGCCUUUCCUAAGUUUCUUUUUCCUGUCUCCAAAAGUGGUUGUUUUCUUCAUUUCUUCCCAGUGGAUUUAUUAAAAGACUCUGUUUGUUGUAUAUCUGCCUCCUACGUAUUCCUUCGAACUUAUUCGCAUGGCAACCCCUGACAGUUAUCAUGUUGACUACGACAAUCAUUAGUAUAAAGAAUGUAAAGAAGAGGAGAAAGGACACAUCCCUGAGGAGACCCCACUGAUGAUGACAUCUCCUUUGACAAUGCCCAUUCACCCUUACUCGCUGUGUUCUAUCUGUUAAAAAAUACAAAAUCUAACUCUAAAUUAAGAUCAAGACCAAAAGUUAAAAGCUUGUCAACUAAAAUGAGGGGUUGAAUGGUAUUAAACGCAGAUGAAAAGUCCACGAAUAAAAUUCUGGCAUGUGUUUUACUUCCUUAGACCUGUAGACUGUUUCCAAAUGUUUGGCACUCUCUAAAGAUUGAGUGAAAACUGGAAAAUAUAAUAAAAAAUAGAGCCCAGCUGCUCAGCACAAGAAAUAAGUACAGUACUACAUAUGUUAUCAGGACCAGGUUUUUCCCUAACUUCAGAGUGUUUGAACAUAUUAACCACAUCACAUAC